Molecule: messenger RNA, 234 nt
Organism: Bipolaris zeicola 26-R-13
Lineage: Eukaryota; Fungi; Ascomycota; Dothideomycetes; Pleosporales; Pleosporaceae
Exons: 1
Source: RefSeq, a predicted model, not a curated record
AAAAAGGUGCGAAUAAGGACUUUCCUAUCUAGCCCCAGGGCACAUUUACAGAUAAUCUCCGCGGCUUCCAACUUAACCUCUGCAUGCAGGAUGCGAAAAACGCUUAGGGAAAUAGUCGCCAGUGCAUGGCGGUUACUAAGACACAAUCUCCGAUCAGGUAAAUUCAUUGACUUCACGUUUGCCUUAUCGGAGCAAUCAUUAUCACAUCUCUGUAUACACAAGGGUGUUCCUUGA